AUGAUCUGCAUCAUACUGUUAUAUUUUGAUGUAACACAAACAUUAUAUAUUGAAACUAUUGACGAAAUUCUUUUACACGUUCAACAUGAUAAACAUUCUUUAUAUUCAUGUCUACUUGUAAAUCGAUAUUGGUGUAGACGAGUAAUUCCAUGGCUUUGGGGUCAUCCCCUGAAAAUUCUAUCGGCUCUUGAACCUGCUAAUAUUGCACCCCUCAUCAGAACUUACAUUUCUUGUCUUUCGGAAAAGGAGAGAUCUUUAUUAAUUCAAUGUGGAAUAAAUUUACCAAACUCUUCUCCACCUUUCUUUAAUUAUGCAUCAUUUCUUAAAGACCUUGAUUAUCGUAGAUUAGAAAUUUCUGUACGUCAUUGGAUCAAAUAUGAAGGAACUUGUGGAAAUUAUCCAACAAAACGUAGAAUUAUUGCUGGAAUUUCUUUAAAUAAUGCUUCUAUAGUAGUUAUGACUGCUCUUUGCAAAUUAUUCUUGGAGGGUGAUCCAACACUUCAUCAUCUUAAAUUAGCUUAUACUGAACGUAUCUUGGAUUUACCGGAUAUUUCUGUAUUUACUCAAGGUCGUUAUGGUUUAUCUUGUUUACAAAAGAUCAAAUUUAUUGUUGGAUCUUUUAAUCGAACAAAACUUAAAAAUAUGAUUACUUUCUUGGAAGCUCUACCUGAUAUUGCUCCAAAUGUCUCUCAUUUAGAUAUAGAUGUUAUCACAACUGAUAAGACUAUGUCUGAUACUUUAGUCUCUAUAAUUGAAGGCCUUUCUUAUCUUUCGGAAUUUAGAUUAUGUGAUAAAAGUAGUGGAGUUACUCAAGUUAUAGAACCAACUAUUUCUGCAUUAAAUAGUCGUGCAAAUUCUUUAACAUCUUUGGAACUUCAUAAUAUUCACUUUCAAGAUUUAUCUUUACAAGGAUUAGCUGAAUGUAAAAAACUUGAAGUACUUCUUAUAAUUCAAUGUUGUUGUUUAACAUUAACAACAUGGAAACCAUUAGAAAAUGCUAAAUUUCCUUUAAAAACUUUAUAUUUGGAUAGUGAUUUUGGUGAAAAAGUCACAAUAGCAAUUUUACAAUCUACAAGCAAUCGAUCUAUCAAACAAUUACAUCUUAGUUGUGCAACUAAUAAAGUAAUAGAAAUUUUACCUAUAUCAUGUCCAUCUUUAUCUCAUCUUGACGUUUGUGUAAGCAACGUUAGUAUCGAACAAUUAGUUACUAUGGUAUCUGGUAUUCAACAAUUACAAUAUCUUGCAAUUAUGGAAUAUGGUGGACAUAAUCCAAAACUUGUUGAAGUUACACCGGAUUUAGGAAAAAUUUUUACACCUUUAUUACAUUAUUUAGAAUUAAAUUUUAUAAUGACAUUUGAACAAUUAGAUGCAUUAUUAACACAUUGUAAAGCACCUUUAGAAACUUUGAUAUUAAAUCAAUAUUUUGAAAAUCAUCAAAUGGCUGAUGAAUAUUUUGCUGCUAUAGCAAAAUUUGCAAAAGAACGUGGAACUCUUAAAAGACUUUGUGUUAAUAAUGAUGGAAUUAAAACUAUUAAUUGUAAUCAAAAAUCGGUUAUUGUUCAAGAUUUAUUAAGAUAUGUUAAAAUAUUAUCUUAUAGUGAUGCAAGUGUUAAGAUUUGUGAACAAAAUUAG
This is a messenger RNA of Scutellospora calospora, 1632 nucleotides long. NCBI's taxonomy places the organism in Eukaryota, Fungi, Glomeromycota, Glomeromycetes, Diversisporales, Gigasporaceae. The record is from the annotation of a GenBank genome assembly.